Eimeria acervulina is the source of this 2604-nucleotide messenger RNA. RefSeq lists its product as hypothetical. The record is from RefSeq and is a predicted model, not a curated record. Lineage: Eukaryota; Apicomplexa; Conoidasida; Eucoccidiorida; Eimeriidae. Gene Ontology annotation, molecular function: pseudouridine synthase activity; RNA binding. The transcript is spliced from 6 exons. Bases 1 to 2604 code for a protein of 867 amino acids. Gene Ontology annotation, biological process: tRNA pseudouridine synthesis.
AUGGAAGCCGAUGGAGGAGGCAGCGCUGCAGCAGCAGCAACAAACGGUAUUGCAGCAGCAGCAAACUAUGUUGCAGCGACACCAAACGGUGCUGCAGCAGCAGUAAACACUGUACCACCAGCAGCAGCAGAUGAUACUGCAGCAGCAGCAGGUCAAAUGGCAGCAGCAGCAGCAGACAGUGGAGUGCCAGCCGCAGCAGGUGAUACAGCAACAGCAGCAGCAGCAGGUGGUGUUGCAGCAGCAUCAACACAAGAUGCGGCAGCAGCAGCAGCAGGUGUGGGGCGUUGCUGCUGGCGUUGCAGUUUGCGUUUAAGGGGUUGCCGCGACCUGCAUCUUUAUUGUCUCUUUAAACCAGGUGUAUCUUCUGUAUGUGCAGCAGCAAAAGCAGACGCUGCAUUUGAGCUGUCUCCUCACCUCCCUCCGUCUCCACAGCAAAUGUUUACUGUCUCUCUUUGUAGCUGCGGAGGCGAGGCGGCGCCUCAGCCUGAUGCUGCUGCUGCUCCUGCUGCUGCUCCUGUUCCUGAUGCUGCAGCAGCAGCAGCAGCUGCUGCUGCUGCAGAAGGCUCUCCUUUGCCUGCAGAAGCAGCAGCUUGUCCUGAGUGUAGAGGGCUCUGCUGGAUAGACAACUGGGGGCCCCAAGGGGGCCCCUUGUGUUUGCUGCAGUUGCUGCGAACCUCAGCAGCAAACCCCCAGCAGCAGCAGCAGCAGCAGGAGCAGCAGUUGCCGCUGCAUGCAGUGGCACUCGCACGGUUGCUGCUGGCUGCGGGCCUCACGGGUAGAGCGCCCGAAGGUCUGCUGCAGCACUCCAGCCACCUUGCUGCAGAGCCCGCAGCAGAAGCAGGAGCAGCAGCAGCAGCUGCUGCUGCUGCUGCUGAUAAGUGCCUCUCCUUAGAGCCUAACUCCGCUUGGGCUGCUCUAAGCCGCCCCUUCUUUCAUCAACUCCUUACCGUGCAGCUUCCGGGGUGCCUUGCUGCUGAACCUGCAGCAGCAGCAGCAGCAGCAGCAGCAGCAGAUGGAGACGCAGCUGCAGCAGCUGCUGCGGAUGCAGAAGUGGUGUCUUUGAGGCAAUUCGUGAAGAUGCAGCUCCUCCUUGCGCUGCUGCGCUGCGGUGCUUCUCGUCUAGCGGCGAUGCAGCAGCUGCAGCAGCAGCAGCAGCAGCUAGCAGCAGCAGCAGCAGCAACAGAUUGGCCCGACUGGGCAGCAGCAGAAGCGUGCCUCCUUAGUGCUGUAAUUGCAUGCAAGACCCACGGCAACAGCAGCAAGAGUCCCUCAGUUGCUGCUGCUGCAGCAACUGCUGCAGCAACGGGAACAGCAGAUUGCAGUGUUGCAGCAGCAGCAGCAACAGCAGCAGCUAAGGCUGUUGCUGCAGCAAACGGGAAGGAGAUAUGCUGCGGGCAGCUUAGCGGCCUCACCUUCACUCUGAGGUCCCUCGUUAUUACUGGGAAGUACUCAAAGUUCACGCGCCUCCUCAGCCAGGCCGAGUGGAUCCUGGACAUGUCAGUGGAGGAGGCGUUGGGGCUGCCGCUGCAGCAAAUAUUUCAGGCGAAGUCCUUCAAGUUCAUGGCUGCAGGGAGGUCUCCUGAGGCCUUUCUGAGUGCUCUCCGCAAGGGCUGCUGCUGCAGCAGCAGCUGCAGCAGCAGCACAGGGAGCAGCAGCAGCAGCAGCAGCUGUGGAUGCUGUUGCUGCUGCUGCAUUUCGGCUGGUGCAGCAGCGGCUGACAAGCAACAAGAAGAGCCUUUGCCUUCCCCGAAGCGCUGCCGUACGUUGACUGCAGCAGCAGGGGCAGCAGCAGCAGCAGCAGCAGCAAAGGAUCCUGAGGACAUUGAUGAGGCGCUGCUGCUGCGCAUGCAGACAGAGGGAGGCAGCAAACUCCGCACACUUCCUCUUUGCUGCAGAGACACUGCCAGCAGUGCAGCGCACGUUGCUGCGCAGCUGCUGCAGCGGAGGAGACAGCAGCAGCAGCAGCAAGGUGUCAGUGGGGGAGCUGCUGAAGACAAAAGCAACAGCAGCAACAGCAGCAGGACGCGAUUGCAGCUCUGUUCUGCUUCACGUGUCCCUCUUGGGAAGGCCCUUAGCAGCAGCAACUGCAGUGGCAAGCCUAUAGCUGCAGCAGCAGCUGCUGCUGACUCUGCUGCAGCAGCAGCAGCAGCUGCUGCUGCUGCUGCUGUGACAGCGCAACAGCUGCAGUUUCACAGCAACAGCAAAGCCCUGCGGCUGGCCCUGCAGCUGGGAGCAGAAGAGAAGUUAAAGUGCUAUGAAGCACUGGUGUUUAGCUACCAGCCGCUGCAGCAGCAGCAGCUGCAGCAGCUGCAGCAGCAGCUGCAGCAGCAGCUGCAGCAGAAUGGAGGCCUGCAAAUCCAUCAGAAGACGCCGCUGCGGGUCCUUCAUAGGAGAUCGCUGGCAACCAGGUUGAGGCAGAUUGAGGCCCUCAGCUUUGAGCCGCUGAGCCCUCAUCUCUUCGUCUGCAGGCUGCAGACGCAAGCGGGCACUUAUAUAAAAGAGUUUGUGCAUGGAGACUUCGGGAGGACUUCGCCUAACCUCAGCAGCCUCUUAGGGGCCCCUCUCGAUCUGCUGCUGCUUGAUGUGCUCUCGCUGCAAUUCUAA